Messenger RNA from Stylophora pistillata, 1891 nucleotides. Its product is annotated as ZP domain-containing protein. The record is from RefSeq and is a predicted model, not a curated record. NCBI's taxonomy places the organism in Eukaryota, Metazoa, Cnidaria, Anthozoa, Scleractinia, Pocilloporidae.
CGUUAUGAAGGAAAGAGUUUUGCUGGCACUACUAGUGUAUGUUCUUCAGUCCGUGACAGGUCAAGUUAAUACCGUAGGUAGCGUUAUUUGCCACGCCAAUCACACGGUGAGUAUCAAUAUCAGCAACGUUGAACUUCUUAACACUUGGAACGAGUCUCAAUGGGCAAUAAAGCAGAAAGUUGAAUGUCAGCCAACAUUUGGCGACAGUGAAGUAAUCUACACAAACCUUGUGCUACCAGACUGUGCUUUGACCGCAGAACAGCUUUCCAAUAGCACAAAAUACAUUAUUGAACUCAAGGCUGAAGCGAAGGCCGAUGGUGACACAGGGCAGCUACGUGUGUAUGACCACCUGUACUUUGUGGCAUGUGACUAUGACAAUCAAGAUAGAAUAUCAACAUCUUUUGUACCACUCAAGAACCGGGCAGCAAAUGCAUCAGGCCAAGGAAUCUUCACGUUCAGUUUCAAAGUUUACCUUGACGAUGCUCACUCUAUCGAUGUCUCCAAUCCGGUCGCAUUAGACAAAACUUUGUAUUUCAAAGUUAUGGUCGAAACUCAAAGUGCGGUUCCCAAUCUUGACCUGUUUCUUGAAAAAUGUUGGUCAUCAAAGAGCAACGAGGCAGGGUCAUCAGAGGGAAAAUUCAAACUCAUAGAGAACGGCUGCGGCAACUCAGUUACGAGUGAGGAUGCUACUUUAUCGUACAAUUGUACAGAAGACGACAAAGCGGAAAACUUCGCGAUUCAAUCUUACCGAUACUAUGGGGCUACCGAAGGCGAUGAGGUUUUUAUCCACUGCGAUCUCAAGGUCUGCUUGGCGGACCAAGGAAACUCUGCUUGUGAGUGCCCUACUGCUAGUGAGUGUCCAAAAUCGAGAAAAAAGCGUUCAAUAGUAGACGAGUCUGAGGUGUAUCAUGUGUCAUUUGGGCCGUUUAAGUUUGAGAGCGACGAACAAGAAGAAAAAGCAGGAUCUGAUCACCUGGAAGGGGACCAGUCUUUUACGACAACUGUAGCAACCAUUGCAGUCGUCAGUGGUAUUGUCGCCAUUGCAAUUGUGUGCGUGACCACCUUCUUGAUCAUGCGCAAUCGCAAAAAAUGGCGACAACAUGAAGACUCAAGUAUCGUUACUUAAUCCAUGGCCACUUAGAUUGCGCUCUUUUAGAUAAUGUUUAAUUGUGGACCUAUCUUUUUGUUAAGUUUAGAACGAAGAGUAGAUUUACGUUCAAACAGUUAGAUGUUUCGUUCCCAAUCCUGAGCGUGAUAAUUGAUUCGAGCUUAGCCUCAGCAUCAAUCACUUGAUUAGAAAUGUCGUGCUCAAGAUCUUAUCGUUAAGUAGUGUUUUUACAAAUUUCCUCCCGAUAAGCCUUUAUGGCCCCGUAUGCCAUGCGGAUUAUUUUAAAACAUUCUCAGUUUGCGCAAAAUGGGGUUUUUAUCAUCUAGAAUUAGUUGGGUCAAGCAGUUGCAAACGAUUGUUCGCCUGAGUGUGUGGAUUGAGAUAAUGAAACAAAGUAACAAUGCCCUAGCAACAAGACAUUAUAAACUGUUUAUAUUCUCUUUUGUAACAAUGAAUAAAGACGGGCUCCAAUGAUUAAAAAAAAAAUUCUUAAAGGCUCAUUUUAUUACUUUAUAAUAAGAUUUCGUAAAUUUAAUCACUGAGAAUCUCGAUUUUGAAUGUCUCAAACAAACAAACAAACAAACAAAUACUUUAUUUACCAAGGGUAAAAUACAUUAUUACCGGUUACCCGGUAGUUUACAUAAUGGCCCCCAACAAAUCCUACUAAAUAUAAAAAUACCUAAUAAAAAAUUCAUAAUACUAAAAAUUGUACUUAAAACCUCCUACUGAUCUUAAAAUGCUCUAUCGAGGUAUUUUCUUUAAUAAAAUUUUUCAGUAACGUUA